This is a messenger RNA of Neltuma alba, 2562 nucleotides long. RefSeq names its product nucleolar GTP-binding protein 1. The record is from RefSeq and is a predicted model, not a curated record. The coding region runs from base 883 to 2193 and encodes 436 amino acids. Lineage: Eukaryota; Viridiplantae; Streptophyta; Magnoliopsida; Fabales; Fabaceae. Gene Ontology annotation, molecular function: GTP binding. The transcript has 15 exons.
UGCACAUUCACUUCCAGCACUUAAGAAAUGAAGAUCAUUCUUUUGAAAAUCAUAUUAAAUUGAGGAGAACAUUGUAUUUCCUUCUGCCAUAUAGAAUUCUUGAAGUUUGAACUUUGUGAAAAUUUCCCCCCUUUUAUUUCCUUCCUUUUUUUUAACUCAUGUAAGUGGUUGUUUGGUUUCACUACAAAUAAUCAUUUUUUUGCUUUAUAAGACAAAACUCUUUUCACAUAUUUAUCUCGUGCAGUACAAUAUCACUUAAGAUAAGUUGAUACAAACUGAUACCAAAUCUUAGACAUUUGGAUUAUCAUGUUUCGGUUAGAUGCCAUGGAUUAUCAUGUUGCUAACUCUGGCCAAUUAUAGUUUUGUUACUUACUAUCAUAACAAACUUCAAACCUCAAAUAGUCUGUCGUUUUUGUUUUGUCGUUUAUUCUAUCAUUUUCCUGUUGUUAGAUCUGGCAGGUUAUAGCUUCGUUAAACUCAAUCAUAUCAAGCUUCAAAUCUGAAAUAUACUUUGUCUGUCAUAUUUUCGUCAGCAUUUAUUUGAUCAUUUUUUUUAACUCUGGCAAAUUAUACCUUGGAUACUUACAAUCAUGGCAAACUGAAAACCUUGUGUUGUCAAUUUUUUUUUCUGGUCAUCUAUUUUAUCAUUAUUUUGCAUGAUUAAUCUUAACUGUUCCUUUCCCUUUUUUCCUUUUUGUUACUUUUACUUUUUGGGGUUCUUCAUUGGCUCAUAGGAUGCAAAUGGAAAUGCCGUAGAGAAAAAGCCUACAGUGUUUUUGUGUUAGAGUACCCGAACGCGAACGCAUUAUCCGCUAGACGCUGAAACAUCACAGAGCAAUUCCAAGCUGACAUCCUCUGACAUUAGCCAUUGCCACCCCCGAAAUGAGAGCCUCUUCAACUCUCUUUCUCAAAGGGCAAACUCCUUACUUUGCUACACUCAUCGGAAGCUCCAAAUAUUACAAAGGAAUACUCCAUGUCAAGAAGCAUCCAAUCAUCCACUUCUGUAAGAACAUACAAACUAGCUCAUAUGAAGUUGCUAAUGGAAGCUAUGUUCCCACUUUGCAGAUCGAAGACAAGAAUAACAAAGAAAAACAAUUUAGAAAAUUAGAAGCCAUAGGAGCAUUUCAAAAGCUGCCCAUGGUGAUGCCAUCUAUUGACGUUCUUGGUUCAGCACUAAGGAAGGCAAGAAGAGUUUCUCCAACAAAAGGCAUCGUUAACACUGCAAAAAGGGAGAAGAACAAGGGUGCAAAGCAACUUGAUGCAUUGAUGAAAGAACUGGCUGUUCCUUUGAGGACUUAUGUGGAGAAAUUUCCAAAGAAAACAUAUCUUCAUCCCUAUGAAAGGUCUCUCAUUGAAUUGACUCUUGGAGAUGGAUAUUAUGAAAUGGUCUUGGGAAAUGUAGAUGCUUUAAGGAAGAAGUUGGUAUCUGUUGGAAAGGAACAUGCUUCACUUUGUGCUAAGUCUUCAUCAAAGAGAGAAGCAGAAGAGAGACUGAAUCAGGGCAUUCAAAGAGUUGAAGAUAUAUUUGCCCAAGAAGGGAAAGUUGUUGAUGAUUUGUUGGGCAUUGCUAAGACUUUAAGAGCGAUGCCUGUAAUUAACUUGGAAACACCUACGCUCUGCCUUGUUGGAGCUCCUAAUGUAGGCAAAUCUUCUUUGGUUCGUGUACUCUCUACUGGAAAGCCUGAGGUUUGCAAUUAUCCCUUCACAACUAGAGGGAUUCUUAUAGGUCAUAUUGUUCUGAACUAUCAGAAGUUCCAGGUUACAGAUACACCAGGCCUACUGAAGAGACAAUAUGAGGACAGGAACAAUUUAGAAAAGUUGACACUCGCUGCCCUUUCACAUUUACCAACUGCAAUUUUAUAUGUUCAUGACCUUUCUGGAGAGUGUGGCACUUCACCUGCUGAUCAGUUCACCAUAUACAAAGAAAUAAGGGAAAAUUUUACUGAACACUUGUGGCUUGAUGUUGUAUCCAAAUCUGAUUUGUUGGAGAAGGCUCCAGUAAUCUAUGCUACAGAAGAUGCAGAUCCUGAACAAGUUGAGCUGUUGAAGUACCGGAAAUCAGGACCCGAUGGAGCUCUUUGUGUCUCUGUGAAAACAGAACAAGGACUUCAUGAGCUGAAAUGUAGAGUUUAUGAGCUGCUUAAUUUGCAGAUGGCUAAGAUCAAUGAUAGAAUCAAGAAUCAAGAAAAGUGAAAGGUUUAAUUUUUGGAGGACACCAAAUUUAUGAAGUAACAUCACAGUCAAAAUGCAAUCCUCAGUUCCAUGGUGUAUUAACGUGGGCUUGCUCUCUGGUUGGUGAUAUGGCCGACAGUGGUUAACAAUUAAGCAUAAGAUGGUGAAUCUUGAGAUUCUGCUGCAACAUGGCUGCUUAACAGCACUGAUUUGAGUUAUGAAGAAAUCUUAAUGCAUUAGAAACCCUGGAAGAAACUAUAUAAACUAAAUCUUUUUUGACCCUCAAGCUUUACGAUCCAUCUUUGGCAUAACAAUUCAUUGAUACUUGUAUGUAAAUUUGGUGUAAUUAAAUCCAUUGUUACAAAUAAUUAAAUUUUUCUUUCAUGUUUU